Molecule: messenger RNA, 893 nt
Organism: Paramecium tetraurelia
Lineage: Eukaryota; Ciliophora; Oligohymenophorea; Peniculida; Parameciidae
Exons: 2
Source: RefSeq, a predicted model, not a curated record
CUUUAGACAACCUUAGUUGAAGAAUCAAUUAAGGAGAUCCUUGACGCAGGCUCCGAUGUUAUCGAUAUUAAGAAAUCACAAUUUAUUGAUUCAAAAUCUGUCCUAUCUGCAAAGUUAGUUUUACCAGAUGGAGGAGAGCAACGACGAAUUGGAGUUACUACAGGAAGAAGUUCCAGUAGGCAGAAUGCAGUGAGACGACUCUCUUACCCCCAUUAACAUUGUGAUCAUAUUAAUAUACCAAUAAUCAUCAUUACAAUAUGCAUUUCCCUCUUUUAUAUGUGGAUAGUACUUAAUUCUUUAUAAAUAUAUUAAUUCCAAAUAUUGCUGCAAUUUUUAUUAUCAUUCUAACUAAGAUCCACAUCGCAUACAUUUGAGACUCCCAAUUAUCACAUAAUGAUUAACUGAUUAAUUUUAUUAAAUCACUAAAUAUAAUGCAUAGACCGAAACCCCACAUCCGAGUUCAACACGAAAAGGACAUUUUGGAUGGGUUCAGCAGAUUGCAAUAAGUCUAACCCCUUAUACAGAUCAAUCCCACUGUGGAUAAAAUCCCCAAUCUCAAGAAAAUACAGAUCUUGGAAGACAGAUAUAUAUAAAUAGAAAAGGACAAUAGAUUGUUAUUGGAGAAAAUUACAAACAUUAUGAAGAGUGAAACCACUCGUGUGGGAAGACAGAAACGAGCUUCGAGUUUUGAGAGCAGAAAGAAAAGUGAACAAAGACAAAUUUAAAGAGAAAAUCAGAUGUUGUUAUCCAAAAUAAGUAAUAAAAAGUCAUCCUAUUCCAAAAAUCAUUUUGAUAAAGAGUGGAAUAAAACUAAACAAUAUUUUAUCAAUCUUGGAGGGUUGCGUACUUUAAGUUCAAAGUAAAAACAGUUUAAUUAUUCAUUUUUAUAUUGA